Molecule: messenger RNA, 583 nt
Organism: Labrus mixtus (cuckoo wrasse)
Lineage: Eukaryota; Metazoa; Chordata; Actinopteri; Labriformes; Labridae
Exons: 3
Coding region: 91-489 (132 amino acids)
Source: RefSeq, a predicted model, not a curated record
UCUCAGGAGUCAGAUCUGAGUGUCUACUUUCAUUUAGGACUAAAGGAGCUGUCUCCUCAUUCUUCCUCAGCGUUAACGUUUGUGUAAAGAAUGACUUGGUUUGCUGGAUCAGUGCUGCUGUUGGUCAUUUUGUGCGUCUCAACUGCAGUGGACAAAGUCACCUUAGAGCUCCGUUACCAACGUGCCACGCUGACUCCUUCCAGAGGCUCGUCUGUCAAACUGUCCUGCAAUGCCGUUUACAACUCCAAACUCUGCGGCCUGCUGCACGUUGUUUGGUGUCAGGAUAGCACCGAGCUGACGGAGCCCAGAAAGUACUUCACCACGGUGAACGAGACGAUCUCCGGCCGCGACAUGAGGCGCAGGCAGGUGGUGACGGAGAUCCUGGACCUGACAUCAAAGGACAGCGGGCGAUAUCAGUGCACUGCUAAAUGUGCAAAGAGUCAAGAGGCCGCAGUGGGAGUGACCAUCACGAUCGAUGUCAAAGAGUGAUCGUCUGACUGCGAGGCGUUCAGAGCGCCGGGCUCUACUUCCUGAAGUCUCCGGUUUGUUUUAUAAGAACAAAAUAAAAGAUUUCAUAAAGGUU